Messenger RNA from Syzygium oleosum, 3135 nucleotides. Its product is annotated as proline-rich receptor-like protein kinase PERK8. The transcript has 8 exons. The record is from RefSeq and is a predicted model, not a curated record. Bases 663 to 2777 code for a protein of 704 amino acids. Gene Ontology annotation, biological process: protein phosphorylation. Gene Ontology annotation, molecular function: ATP binding; protein kinase activity. Lineage: Eukaryota; Viridiplantae; Streptophyta; Magnoliopsida; Myrtales; Myrtaceae.
UCUGUCCACCCCCCCCCCCCCCGCAAGUCGCCCCCACGUUGGUGUCCGCAUGCUUUGAGGCUCCACGAUCUGGCCACCAUUUCUUUCCCCCUCCUCCGCCCCAAGAAGCUGUCUUGUCUCCUUUGUAACAGCACUGUGAUUUCCAAGAUUCCACGAUUCCUACGCCAUAAGUUCUGACCAAAGAACUACCGCAAGGUGAGGCUUUGGUGGGUUUCGGGUUUCUGGGAUUUCUCGGGCAUCGAUUUGGCCGAUCUGGGCUCGCUGCAUUUGCCCCGUCUCAUACCCUUUGGUGUCCUCAGUGGAGUUGCAUCUGGAUCUUUGCUUGAGCAGUUUCGGGCCAUUCAUUCUUGAGUUUGGGUAGUUCAAAGGUGCGUGUCUUGAUCUGCUUGCUGCUCGGGAUUUUCGAGUUUGUUCGUCUGGCUUAAGUCCAAGAAGUGCGUUUCUGGAGAAAAGGGUCGGGAACUGGCGCUUCCGUGGUUGACUUCCGAGGCUGGUUCUUGUGGGGAGUUGAAGGAGCGUAGCUAGAUUGUUUGAUGCGUUAGUGUUUGUUUAGUUUUGAGUGUGAAUAUUGGAGCUUUUGCUAUUAUUGCUGGUCUUGGAAAUCUUUGGAGAUGGAUUAGCACUUCGGACAUGUCAUUUGUGAGGUGAUUCGUUUGCGGAAGAUGGCAUCAAAAUCGCCUUCUCCAUCUUCUCCUCCUCCUUCCCUGGCCUCGCCUCCAUCCUCCACUACCUCCAAUUCUUCAGCUAGUCCGCCGCCCUCGCCGGCGGCGGCAGCAUCUCCACCACCUAAGUCUCUUUCCGCGCCACCCCCUUCGCCGCCCCCGUCACCGCCGCCGCCGCCCCCGACAGCACCGGCUUCGCCACCCCCAUCACCUCCAGCAUCACCCCCGCCGUCGCCCCCGCCGUCGCCUCCGGCCACCCCUCCCCCGGCUGUGAACUCACCACCUCCUCCAAAUGUGCCAUCACCCCCACCACCGACCGCGGCCGCUCCUCCUCCGGCCCAGGCCCCUCCGACGCCUCUGGCGGGGACCCCGCCGGUUUCCCAACCUCCUCCUAGUCCUCCUCCUCCUCAACCAGUUUCACCUGCAACGAGUCCUCCUUCAACCCCAUCGUCAAAAUCUCCACCUCCUCCACAAGCGAAGUCACCAUCAAGUUCCCAUUCGCCUCCACCACCCUCUAGUCCUAAGACUUCUCCACCUCCAACAACAAAUUCACCACCGGAGUCCGCGUCACCUCCUUCAGUUCCCUCAGAGUCCGCGUCACCUCCUUCAGUUCCCUCGUCCUCCACUCCUGUGCCGUCACCUCCUUCUCCUCCCAGCAAUUCAUCAGCAGCCAGAAGUCCGAAUUUGUCACCAUUACCUUCCAUUCCCACUGAAAAGCCUACGGCAAGAUCUACUGAUGGGACAAAUGUAAUCGCGAAUUCCACAUCCACGGACGCAGGGGGACUAAAGACUGGUGGAGCUGUGGCGAUUGGCCUAGUGGUUGGAUUCCUGGUUCUGAGUCUUCUUGUCAUGGCUGUGUGGGUUGCAAAAAAACGGAAGAGACGGGGUGCUCAGUCAAAUGUUGGAUACAAUAUGCCUUCUCCCUUUGCCUCCUCCCAAAACUCAGAAUCAUUAUUUUUACAGCCCCGUUCGCCAAUGAUGCGAGCAGGAAGUGCUUCUGGCAGCAAUUUCAUGUAUUCACCCUCGGAACAAGGAGGCAUAAACAACUCGAAGUCAUGGUUCACAUAUGAUGAGCUAGCUCAUGCGACUGACAAUUUUUCAACCCAAAAUCUUUUGGGAGAAGGUGGAUUUGGUCGUGUAUACAAAGGUGCGUUGGUAGAUGGAAGAGAAGUUGCAGUGAAGCAGCUUAAGAUUGGCAGUGGACAAGGAGAGCGAGAGUUUAGAGCAGAGGUCGAGAUUAUUAGCAGAGUGCACCACCGUCAUUUAGUUUCGUUGGUGGGAUACUGUAUAUCUGAGCAAAAUAGGUUGCUCGUCUAUGAUUAUGUUCCAAAUGACACCCUUCACUACCAUCUCCAUGGUGAAGGCCGGCCUGUCAUGGAUUGGGUGACUAGAGUGAAGGUUGCUGCUGGUGCUGCUCGUGGAAUAGCUUACCUGCAUGAAGAUUGCCAUCCUCGUAUAAUACACCGGGAUAUAAAAUCCUCGAACAUCCUUCUUGACAAGAACUUUGAAGCUCAGGUCUCAGAUUUUGGUCUUGCAAAAUUAGCUUUGGAUUCAAAUACGCACAUUACAACACGAGUCAUGGGGACUUUUGGAUACAUGGCUCCAGAGUACGCAACUAGUGGAAAGUUGACAGAAAAAUCUGAUGUUUAUUCGUUUGGGGUUGUUCUUUUGGAGCUGAUUACUGGACGCAAGCCUGUAGAUGCCUCUCAGCCAAUUGGUGAUGAGAGCCUGGUUGAAUGGGCCCGACCGUUACUCACUCAAGCACUUGACGAUGAGGACUUCGAGCCAUUGGUAGAUUCGAAGCUACAAAAACAGUACGUUCAAAGUGAGAUGUUCCGAAUGAUAGAGGCAGCCGCAGCUUGUGUUCGGCAUUCGGCCACAAAAAGGCCGCGUAUGAGUCAGGUCGUUAGGGCUUUAGAUUCAUUGGACGAAUUGUCAGAUCUCAGCAACGGAAUGAGACCAGGGCAAAGCGAAAUCUACGAUACCAGAGAGCAAUCCGCGCAGAUCAGGAUGUUCCAGCGGAUGGCAUUCGGUAGCCAAGACUAUAGCACUGAUUUUUUCGACAGAACUCAGAGCAGCUGGAGAAGCCGUGGGUCUGCAGACCAGAGUAUGUAGUCGGACUUCACGAGUACCGAAACGAACCCGCCCCUGGGGGUUUGAUUCUGAGCCGAGUACAAACAGAAUGACCCGUUCCGAGCGAUGCUCUAUCGUAACAACCCGACGCCGGAUUAGGAGCCGUUCAUCGCAUCUCCCGGGAAACGAGGCAACUCCCUUGUAAAAUCUCGCGAACUCCAACAUUCUUUUUCCCUGCGCCACGAGGAUAGCCGUUUAUGCUUAGAGAGUUGUUUGGUUCAGCAUUUGAUUUAGCAAUUGGUUGUAUUGUAUUCAUCUUUGAUUCGUGCAUAUAUAUAUAUAUAUAUGAGCUCUUCUGCUGAUUCUUGCAAUGUGGAUAAAGUAUCCUCUUUUCCAAUCA